Molecule: messenger RNA, 744 nt
Organism: Symbiodinium sp. CCMP2592
Lineage: Eukaryota; Dinophyceae; Suessiales; Symbiodiniaceae
Source: the annotation of a GenBank genome assembly
AUGCCGUGGAUCUGGAGUGACGCCCAAGACAAGUGGGUUUGGGCGCGGAACCCGGCCCAGGCCGCGCGUGAGGAGAACAACCGCAACAACCUCCACAACGAGCUGCGGCGGCUGAGACAGAACGAGGUAAGCUCCGCAGAACGUCAGGGCGAACUGCGUUCGGAGCUGCAGCAAGUGUGGCGUCUAGCUCAGGCCGGAUGGAAUGAGAGGAACACCCUCGCUAUUUGUUGCGCGUUGCUGCAGGCCCGCCUGAAGGAGACGCAGAUGGAGUUCUUGUCAGAGAGAGCGGUGGCCCAGGACGAGAAGGAGAGAGAGAAGCAGAUGAAAGAUGCCGAGGAGAAAGCAAGGAGAGAGCUCGCUGAGGCAGAGCAACGACUGAAGCAUGCCGAGGAGACGGCCAAGAGAGACUUGGCACAGGAAGCUUUGAAGAAGCAGGAGGCCCGGAACCACAUCAGCGAGCUGAGGGAGACGCUGGCGGAUGAGAAGGUAAAGCGUGCCUUUGCCGUGGAAGCACACACAGAGGCGAAGGAGGCUAAGCGGGCCUGCCAAGAUUCCUUGCUCAUCGAGCUUGCCGCAGCCCAGGAGUCGGCAAAGGGCGCAUCUGAGAAGCUAGGCAUCAUGGAGGAGUCCAUGGCCUGUGCCUGUGAAGAGAUGUCCGAGAUGGAGAGUCAACUUGAGUGGUCCACGAUGGCAGAGGACAGGGUUGUGCGACUGGAGCUAGAGCUUGCUACCGCCAGCGACUAA